Chinchilla lanigera (long-tailed chinchilla) is the source of this 3446-nucleotide messenger RNA. RefSeq lists its product as uncharacterized. Gene Ontology annotation, biological process: virion assembly. The record is from RefSeq and is a predicted model, not a curated record. The coding region runs from base 640 to 2259 and encodes 539 amino acids. Gene Ontology annotation, molecular function: zinc ion binding; nucleic acid binding. Lineage: Eukaryota; Metazoa; Chordata; Mammalia; Rodentia; Chinchillidae. The transcript is spliced from 2 exons.
UUUCCUGUCCCUUCAAGACUACCGUGUUCUUCUGCUAGUCCCAAACUAAACUUGGGCUCCCUUUUCCCGCCCGCGCGCCAACAAACCCCCAGUUCUCCAGAUAGGACACCUCCCUGCCCAUAUAAACUCCACGCCCAGUCCCGUUCCCCAGGUGCCUCCUCCGAGGUCCCUGCAGUCUCCUGCAGCCCUCCUGCGCCAAGCAGGCUAUAAAGCCUUGUUUUAUCUCUAUCAGUGGCUCUGCAUAGCGCCAAAACCUUACUUACGUUUUGGUGCCCUGACCCCUAUUGGCUAGUGUGUGUAGCUCCUGGGGGAUUCCCCCAGUUGAGCUCCCCCACCAACAAGCAACCUCCUCCUUCUCUGCUCUCUGCCUUUGCCAUUGCCAGCCUCCAUCCAAGGCCGGUCCACUUCACCUCUCACAGGUGAGCUGCUCCGCAUUCCCGGAGCUCCUGUCCAUCCCUCUCCCCAGAAGUCGUGACGUCACAUCAGGACUCCCUCACAUCCUUUGGGACGCCCCUCUGUCCCCUCGGUGAAGACCAACGAGGCCCACGGGCUUUUCUCUAUCACUCUCCAGCGAGAGUGACGAUCCUCCUAGGGGUAGUGAGGGGCUUCUGCCUCUGGCUCACCUUCAAUUUGAUCACUAUGGGAAAUACUCCUUCCCAACCCCCAAAACAUACUCCACUUGGGUGUCUCUUAAGACACUUAAAGGCCCUAAGUAUCCUGGAGACCAUUAAACGAAAGCAACUAAUUUUUUACUGUCAGAUGGCCUGGCCUCAUUACGAGCUUGAUAAUGGCAGCCGCUGGCCUGAGGAGGGUACUUUCGAUUUCAAUACCCUCCGUGACUUACAGAACUUCUGCUACCGCCAGGGCAAAUGGUCAGAGAUAGCUUACGUGCAAGCUUUCUUGGCUCUCAGGAACCGGCCCUCUCUCCUUCAGGAGUGUGGGGAGGCCCAGGUACUUCCAGCUGGCUCCACAUCACAAAAUCCCUCAUCUGAUACCCCUCUUCACCGUGUUCCUUCUGCCUUAACUCCUCCCCCACCGAAUCCACAACAACCUCCCCAACCUCAUCAGCCUCCUGCCUCCUUACCUUCUCCCUGUCCUCCCCCGUCCUCCACCAUUUCCUCCUCUGAAGCCCCUCCGUCACUAGCACACCACACCCGAUGUCACUCCUAUAACUCCACCCACUCGCUGCCAUCUUCUCAACUGCCAUCUUCUUCCAGUCAACCACAAUCUUCUAGUCAGCUGCCACUUCCUGAGCCCCAACUCCUCCCUCCUGUUCUUCAACAGGCUGGUGCACGGAGGCCAGUUCGCACACAGGUCCCCUUUACCCUCUCUGAUCUUUCUCAGGUCUGUCAUAAACUAGGCUCUUUCUCUGAAGACCCCCACAACUACGUUAAAGAAUUACAAUUUGUGAUGAGUGCCUAUGAUUUACAUUACAAAGACCUCUGCAUCAUCAUCCUACACACCCUCUCCCCUCAACUGAAAACUCAGCUGUGGAAAGAGGCACAAUUCGCAGCCGACCGCAGACAACUGAGUAACCCUGACCACCCCAUAGGGGCCGAGGCGGUGCCAGACACAGACCCCCACUGGAGCUAUCAAGGAAAAGAUGGCUCGUGGCGCAUAAAUAUAAUGAAGAGUUGCAUAAUUGAGGGCCUUAACAAAAUAAAGCCAACUAAUUAUGGUAAACUCCAUGAACAGACCCAACGUGCUGAGGAAAACCCUGCAGAGUUCCUCUCCCGCCUUAAUGACACCCUAACCAGAUACACUAAUGUAGACCCUCAAUCUCAUGAGGGUAUAGUCCUCAUCAAUGUCCAUUUCAUUUUCCAAUCUGCCCCUGACAUUCGGACAGUAUUAAAAGAGACAGAGCUUGGCGCUCUGACCCCUCGGGAAGAUCUCCUUAAGCUGGCCUUCCGUGUCUUCAAUAAUAGAGAGGAACAACGAAAACGGGAUAAACGACAACUUGCCAAGCUUAAAUGCCAACAUUUGGCUGCGGCACUCGGGGUCUCUGAGAAAGCUAAGCCAAAACAAAGCAGUGCCACCCGAGCCCCUCCCGCACCGUGCUUUAAGUGCGGCAAGGAAGGACAUUGGGCACGAGCCUGUCCCAACCCGCGGCCGCCACCGGGACCUUGUCCCAUCUGCGAUCUUCAGGGUCACUGGAAGUGCGACUGCCCUGUCCGCCGGCGAGCGGGCAAGUCAUCAAACUCCUUACCCUACCGAGAUUUCAUCGCCGCAGCUGCCGCCACCAGACUCAUCCUUAGCUGACCUGCUCGGUCUCGCCGCUGAAGAGGACUGAUGAGGCUCCGGGUCCAUGGCCCCCAUCAAGCUUUCUCUACUGUAGGUUGGGAACCCUCACCAGCAGAGAGCUACUCUUCUUGGCCGAGACUCUGGGUACCAGCUUCUACAUGGGCCUGACCCGUCACCCCGAAGACUACAGCGGCCCCCAUCUCGACGCCCCCUGUCAGCAGGAAGCAGUUUGAGAGAGUCAUCGUCCCUUAACAACAAAAAGUCAGGAAUGAGGGUCUCAGCCCACAUAAAACUUUCCUAGGGCCAUCAUGGCAAUAAUCAAGUAUGUUGAUCCCAAAAUUACAGCCUGUCCCUCCAAGACUCACUUCUAUGUUCGUCUUCUAGUCCCAAACUAAACCUCCCCUUGCUCCCUUUUCACGUACGUGGCAACAAACCCCCAAUCCUCUAGAGAUACGACACCUCCCGUGCCCAUGUAAACUCCACCCCUAGUCCAACCUAAUGAAAACCCCUUCCCUGGCUCCCUGCUCCGAGGGUCCUGCAACCCUCUCUCACUGCACCCGGCAAUAAAGGCUUGUUUUGUCUCUGUCAGCAUCUCUCAAUAGCACCAAAACCUUACACUUUUAAGCUAUUAAGGGAAUACUUGCAGCUUGCAGUUGAGAGUAUUGUCAACAAAAGGUGAUUAAAUUAAUUUUGAAGAGUUGAGGCUUAGAGUUAACAGUAAGUAAUUAAAAGUAAGCACUGUUCUGGGAGGGACUUACAUAUCGGCUGUCCUCUUUACCUCAUUAACUAGGUUUUUGCAUGUUUAUGGACCUAACUUCAAGUCAAAAAAUGCCUUUUGAUUUAUGUCUCACAGGGUCUUUUAGUUACUCUUUUAGUAACUGAAGUGACUUUACUCCUACAAAGUAUUAAUUGAAAUUGAUAUAUAUAUACCUGUAUUAGAAUAAUGUACAAGAUGAACAACUCACAUUAUUUGAUAUUUUUGCAUUUACUCUUUAUCUUACUGUUUUUCUAUACACUAUUCUCAAUUAGCACUUUUUAGUGAUUUUAAAUUAGCACUUCUUUAAAGUCCUUCUAAAAAUAUCUUGUAAUUUCUGCUUCACUUGUGAGAUUAAAAGAUGUCUAAUUUUUUUGAGUGUCAUUUUUCCUUUACAAUAUAUUUUCAGUUAUUAUUUUAUGUGUUAAUUAAAGAUGAUCCUAAAUCUAAA